GAGGGAACGGACGACUUUUGAAAUUUGUGGGUCAAUUGUAGUUUCAGAAGUUUUGGGGUUAUUGGUGGAAUUCCGAAACUUGUGGGCCUGUAGGCUAUUUUUCCUUUUUUUUUUCCAUACGAGAAAAAAGAACCCGAAGGUUUCGUUGGUUUCGUUUCCCUUCGACGAGAGGAAUCGCCGCCGUUCCCCCUUUCUUCCCUCCGAUCCUCGUCGCCGGUGUUUCUCUUUCUAAGCAUCUAUAUCCGGAGAUCGAUUCCUUCCUGUAUAUCUCUUCCUCAUCUUUAGAUCUCCGCCGGUUGAUUCACGGCGUGGUGGCACUUCCCCUUAGGGUUUUGGGUUUUUCUCUCGCGUUUCUGUGAAUGAAUUCGUGUUAAAUCAAGACCUGAUUCUGCUGGGAUAUGGACGCUAGGGUGAGGUCGAUGUGGGAUGAGAUGCGAAAAGGCGUGUCUGAUCGAAGUAUCAAGCAGGCUUGUGAGAGAUACGCUUCGACUGUCAAUAAAUUCUCCGAGACUCGAUCUAAUAAGUGGGUGUUGUAUCUAGGACUACAGAGGAAGAGGAAAUCUCCUGGAGACAUUGACAAUGGCGGAUGCACUGUGUCCAAGAAGGUUGCCGAAAUCUGGGAGCAAAUGAACGAGGGUCUUCCAGACAAGCGGCUCAAUUUUCUCUUGGAGAGCCCUUCUGCUUCAUCCAUUCAAGAUGCAUCAGCUUCUGCGAAUCUCUCUGAUAAUUGGAAAAUGUAUCUGGGCGUGGAGACAAAGAAAGCAGAUGCCAGAGCUUUAGAUGUGCAAAGGGAUGACAGUGUCGCGGAUAAUGUUUUUACUGAGGAGGCCAAGAGAAUUGCUGCAGCUGCUCUUGCAGCUGUUAAGAACGCCUCGGCUGUAGCUGCUUCAAGCGGCGGCAAAGUUGAGAUAACUGAAGUCCGGGACUUUGCGGGUCAAGAUAUAGAAAUCAAGAGGCUGGUCGAUGCGGAUUCAAAGGAAGCAUCCGAGAAGGGGAAAUCCUCAGCGCCAUCUGCAGUAGACGCAUUGCUCGAACAGAUAAAGAAGAAGCAGAAGCUGAGUGUGCUGGAUAAGACGAAGAAAGACUGGGGAGAGUUCAAGGACGAGAACAAAGGGCUGGAGGAUGAGCUGGACGCAUACAAGAAGAGCUCUAACCAGUACCUCGACAGAGUCUCCUUCUUGGAGAGAGCUGAUUACCGACAGUUUGAGAAGGAGAGAGAUGCCCGUCUCGCUCUUCAGUCCAAGCGACGGCCUGACACGCGCGACGAUCUCUGAGUCUUUUCCCUGUGUCCUGUUCUGUCUUCUACAAUGUGCUGAAGACUUUGCCAGAAAAAAAAUGCUGUAAAGAGAUUUUUUAUAUAUUUCAGCAGAUUUCAUCUUUAA
Messenger RNA from Tarenaya hassleriana, 1382 nucleotides. RefSeq names its product SWR1-complex protein 5. The record is from RefSeq and is a predicted model, not a curated record. NCBI's taxonomy places the organism in Eukaryota, Viridiplantae, Streptophyta, Magnoliopsida, Brassicales, Cleomaceae. The coding region runs from base 399 to 1274 and encodes 291 amino acids. The transcript is spliced from 4 exons.